CCUAUAAAUACAGCUACAGAAACAGUAAUGCAUAUUCAUAUAAAAUUCUCAUUUACCCUACAAACUCAGAUUACAAGAAAAAAUGAGUUCAAUCUUGCUCAAGCUCUCGGUACUCGUCUGCUUAUCCGUCCUCUCAUCUGCUGCGCAAGAUUUUGAUUUUUUCUACUUUGUUCUACAGUGGCCUGGAUCAUACUGUGAUACAAAGCAAAGUUGCUGCUAUCCAACAACAGGCAAACCAGCAGCAGAUUUUGGGAUUCAUGGACUUUGGCCUAAUUACAAGGACGGCUCUUACCCUUCCAAUUGUGAUUCUAGUAACCCCUUCGACCGCACAAAGAUUACGGACCUAGCCAGCAGUAUGCAAAAGAAUUGGCCUACACUAGCUUGCCCGAGCGGGGAUGGAAUGACGUUCUGGUCACAUGAAUGGGACAAGCACGGUACAUGCUCCGAGUCCAUUCUCGAUCAACAUGGCUACUUCAAGACAACUCUUGACUUAAAGAAGCAAGUAAAUCUUCUCCAGGCUCUACAGAGUGCAGGUAUACAACCAAAUGGAGAUACAUACAGCUUGAGCAGUAUUAAGAGUACAAUUCAACAAUCAAUAGGUUACAAUCCAUGGAUUGAAUGCAAUACCGAUGAAUCAGGGAACAGCCAGCUUUAUCAAAUUUACUUAUGUGUAGACACUUCUGCAUCAAACCUUAUUGAAUGUCCGGUGUUUCCACAUGGAAAAUGUGCCUCAGAAAUUGUCUUCCCUUCGUUUUAAUUAGCAACAACGCUAAUUAUAUUAAUAAUCACUUAAUUAUAUCCAA
Mercurialis annua (annual mercury) is the source of this 803-nucleotide messenger RNA. RefSeq names its product ribonuclease 1. The record is from RefSeq and is a predicted model, not a curated record. Gene Ontology annotation, cellular component: extracellular region. The transcript has 4 exons. Gene Ontology annotation, molecular function: ribonuclease T2 activity; RNA binding. Gene Ontology annotation, biological process: RNA catabolic process. Lineage: Eukaryota; Viridiplantae; Streptophyta; Magnoliopsida; Malpighiales; Euphorbiaceae. The coding region runs from base 83 to 757 and encodes 224 amino acids.